Messenger RNA from Durio zibethinus, 823 nucleotides. NCBI's taxonomy places the organism in Eukaryota, Viridiplantae, Streptophyta, Magnoliopsida, Malvales, Malvaceae. The record is from RefSeq and is a predicted model, not a curated record.
CUCCAUGAUCUGAUUCGAGAAAACGUGAUGAGUUCCAUAAGAACUUUUGCGAUUUAUCACUCUAUCAGGGUGGUGCCUACAUUCAUAUCCUUUCUGGGAGGGCGUCCGAUUUUUGUAAUCUGCUCCUUCAAAUGGAAUCCAGAUACCCUGUUGAUUCAGUGUCUGAAUUAUUCGAUAUGAUGAGACUCUUUUCUGCAUCCCUUGACGAAUACUACGGAAAUCCUAAUAAUGGCGGUGGUAGUACUGGGUUGCAGCAUCAAAGUUCAGAGCCAUCCAAUGGUACUCCACUUCAGCUUUUGCAAGAAAGGCGCUUUGGAUCACCCGGAUGCAAGGUGGUGAGGACAUUGAAUCCUGGAUCUGUAUCUCCCCAACCUCUAACAAUUGAUGCCUUUACCUACCUGAAAUGGUUGCAUGAUCUGCUCCAUCUUUUUAUCUUUGCUUUUUUAUUUUCUUUCACAUUUGGAAGAUGGGAAGGAGUUGAAUACUGCAUUUCUUUUCCUUUUUGGCUCUGGUUAAUGGGGGAAAACCCUGAAAUCCAGCAGGAGCCAUAAAACACAUAAAACACUAGCCAAUGGACCAAACCUGUGGUUCUGAACUAUGCUAAAAAUUCAUAGGUGACACAUACUAUUCAAUUUCUUGCUAUAAAUGACAUGGUGUAGAAAAUAUUGCAGGCCAUCAAAAGAAGAAAAAGGAGGCUGGUUCAUUAGAUAAAUUCUUAUGAUUCAUCCUUCCUUUUGAUGAGUUGCUUUUGCUUUCAUGGGCAGGUUUCCAAUUAGGCCAAUUUCCUCAGCUUCAUUGGAUUUUACUAAACAGAAAAGAAAAC